AUGUCACGAUUUCUUGGCCUUCGUGGCAAUGGCCUCAACAUUGCCGCUAUCCUUGGCGUUCUGAUGCCGGGGAUCAUGUCAGUCGGCUACAACACAUCACUACUCGGGGGGGUGUUAUCUUUGGAUAGUUUCGAAAAGCAAUUCCCAGAAAUCAGCGUGGAACGUGCUCACGCCCAGUCUAAUGCAUCAGGACUCCAGGGCGCCACCGUGGCGGCCUUUACAAUAGGCGGAUUCCUUGGGACACUCUCCUGCAUCUGGUUGGGUGACUGGCUUGGGCGUCGGCGUCUCAUGAUGGUAGGAACGGUUAUCCAGAUCAUUGGGACCAUCAUUGCCACCAGCGCCUGCUCCCUUGCUCAGCUCAUCGGUGGGCGAAUAAUCAUCGGCCUUGGAACAGGUGAAAUCUGGGCUACGAUUCCUCUUUGGCUCUCUGAGAUUUCACCCGCCCAAAAGCGUGGAUCCCACGUUGCAACAAAGGGUAUCUUUAGCAGUCUUGGAUGCGCUUCAGCCUUGUUCUUCGACUAUGGAAUGUCCUUUACGCAUGAAGCCAUCGCCUGGCGCUUGCCAUUUGCAUUUCCAGUUCUGUUCUCCGUUGUCAUUCUCGGAUUUCUUGCUUUCUUGCCCGAAUCGCCUCGUUGGCUUAUUCGACAAGGCAGAGUCUGCGAGGCUAGAGAAAUUCUAGCAGCUUUGGAGAACACAACUGCCGAAGAUGAUCUUAUUGAAGCGAGAGUUGUUGAAGUGCAAUCUUCGCUGGCACUAUCAGGAAAGGGAAAGCCUCUCAAGGAAAUGUUCUGCAUGGGUCCUCAGAGAACGUUCCACCGAGCUCUUUUAGUUAUUGGUGUUUUGAUGUUCGGACAUUUGACAGGUGCUACAGUUACCGCGUUUUAUACCACUGAGAUUUUCGAGCAUAAUCUAAUGCUAAGCGAAUCAACGUCCAGGCUUCUAGCCGCAGUAUACCAGAUGGUCGGUCCUAUUGGUGGUAUUGUCUGUGUUCUCACGAUCGAAUCUUUUGGCCGACGGAAAUUGAUGCUGGCAAGCGCACUUGGGAACGCCACUUGCUUAGUCUUGCUUGCUAGUCUUGGAUCUGAGCUUGGCAAACCGUGGGCAGCGCACGCUGCAGUCUUCUUUCUGUUUUUGUUUCACUUCAGUUACAUUAUCGGUUUCGGGGCCAUCCCAUACCUUUAUACCACCGAAAUCGCGCCUCUACAUAUCCGCACGACAGUGAUCAGCUUUAGCAUGAGCAUCUCGUGGAUGUUUAGCGUUGUUAUCGCCACCAUCACUCCUAUCGCAUUCAACAGCCUUGGACAGCGAUUUUUUUUCAUCUUUGCGGGGCUCAAUGUGGCAAUGAUACCAACCAUUUACUACCUUUGUCCUGAGACCUCCGGACGCAGUCUCGAGGAGAUGGACGAAAUAUUUGUCCUCUCGGAAGGCACCUUGGAUGCUGUCAAAGUCGCGAAACGACUUCCGCAUCGUCACUGCAACAACUCGGCGCUCCGUGAAGCAAUGGUGGAGAUUGCUAUUACUACCAAGAAAGUAUAG
Messenger RNA from Penicillium lagena, 1536 nucleotides. RefSeq lists its product as uncharacterized. The transcript has 2 exons. Gene Ontology annotation, biological process: carbohydrate transport; transmembrane transport. Lineage: Eukaryota; Fungi; Ascomycota; Eurotiomycetes; Eurotiales; Aspergillaceae. Gene Ontology annotation, cellular component: membrane. The record is from RefSeq and is a predicted model, not a curated record. Gene Ontology annotation, molecular function: carbohydrate:proton symporter activity. Bases 1 to 1536 code for a protein of 511 amino acids.